AUGUUUGAAAUGAACGACCAUCACACGUCCGUUAACGGGAAAGGGCUUAGGAGUAUGCUUAUCGAAAAGUUUCAUCAAAAGUUCUCACAUGCGAAAGGUGCUGCUGCAACACAGCAGCAUGUGGAGCCGCCACAGCAACAGCAGAUGGAACAUCAGCAACACACGCAUCCUCACAUUUCAGUACCCCCCUCGCAGCCUUCAAUAGAUCCAGAUGUUGAAAUGGAUCUCGACCAUGAUGAAUACAAUAUUACUGCCUCGUCCUCGGUAGACAUAGUCUCCGAAAAGAUGGGGAUAGAGCAUGACAAUAUCCGGAAUACGAAGCCAAAACCUUUCUCGAAGCAGCUGAACUUGAAUACAGAUGCAUCUACAUGGUACGUGCUAGAACAACAGCAACAAGUUUCUACGCCAGUUAUGACUCCUGUAAAUCAGUCAGGGCCGCCUCACAUAUAUACAAACAGACAUGGAAGCAUGUCAUCUCUUGCCAGUUCUGUUUCAGAACUGGGAUAUUCAAAUGGAAGACCUUCUACUGCCAAUAAUAUCAGCUCUAUUCCUGCACCAUUUACCCCCCAGUUUGUCUCUUUAUUAUUGGAGGUUUACCUACAGGUCUGCUCAGAUCCGACAGUCACUCCAUUCGAUAGCAGUAACCCGCCUUCGGGGAUUCUGCACCGGGUAUCUAAAGUAGCAGUGGAAACAGCUGAUGCUGAUCAAGUUGAUAUCGGUCUGGAGAGAAAUUCGUGGUUGUUGACUUUAGUGAGACAGCGGUUGUUGAAAGAGGUGCGGAAAGAAAACUAUCUUUCAAGAAACAGUUCUAUCAUAUCACUACCUCCUGUUCCUCAGUUCGGAAACGAAGGAAUGUCUAACAAUAUGCUACAGCAAAGUCCACAGGAUUAUUUCAAUUGUCAUUCUGCCGAAAGUACAAAUUCUCCACCUUCUUCCUUUACUACGAACUAUUACACUGGUUUGAACUCGCCAUUCGAAUCUAGACCAUCGUCGCAGCAGUUGCAACAACCGUUACAACUAUCACAAGGCACUACGCAAGUUCCUCCUCAGAAUCCAAAAGCUCUUGUCAGGUCACGAAACAAUAGUUUCAUUACAGCCGCUAGUAGAUCAAGAAGUAACUCGUUCAAGAUACACCCACAAUUGUCAAAUACUAUUAGUGGUGUACAGCCACCUGCUCUUCCCAAUCUAACAAGGUCAAGAUCCUCUAGUAAUGCUCAUUUCUUUCUUACUCCAACAAAUUCUAUCCCAUCCCAAUCAUCUUUCCUAGCACAAUCAACCGCAAGCGUAAAUACUCUUUUGAACUCAACUUCAAAUGCUACAAAUACUGCUGCUGCUGGUCAACAGCCUGAUGAACGAAACAAUAGAUUACCCACACAUAUAGAAAAUGAAUCCAAUUUAUAG
Messenger RNA from Kluyveromyces lactis, 1401 nucleotides. RefSeq names its product Cip1p (gene CIP1). Lineage: Eukaryota; Fungi; Ascomycota; Saccharomycetes; Saccharomycetales; Saccharomycetaceae. Bases 1 to 1401 code for a protein of 466 amino acids. The transcript has a single exon. The record is from RefSeq and is a predicted model, not a curated record.